Molecule: messenger RNA, 1266 nt
Organism: Klebsormidium nitens
Lineage: Eukaryota; Viridiplantae; Streptophyta; Klebsormidiophyceae; Klebsormidiales; Klebsormidiaceae
Source: the annotation of a GenBank genome assembly
AUGGGGACUGCUGCUGUGCGUCUCGAUCGGACGGCUCUGCUCUUACUGGGCUGCGCUCUGCUGUCCGUCUGGGCGGGUUCCGCCGCAGCGGACCUGGCGAUGGUCACCCGCAGCGGAAGGACCUUCUACGCCGGGUCCAGCAAGUUUGUUGUCCACGGAGGCAACUUUUUUCCGGCGAUGAUGGUUUGUUCCUACGGAGACCGCGCGCAGGUGUCCAACGUGCUGACGUCAGCAGCCAGCCUCGGCCUCAACGUUCUGCGGACCUGGGCCUUCUCGGACGGUCCCGGAAAGCUUCAGACGGCGCCCGGACAGUUCAACGAGCAGACGUUUCGGUGCCUCGACUUCGUCAUUGCGGAAGCGGCCAAGAACAACAUCCGGGUCAUUCUUCCCUUCGUCAACAACUGGAACGCAUACGGAGGAAAGGCGCAGUACGUUGCGUGGAGCAAGCAAGCAGGGAGCCCGUCGUCACAACCGGAUGAUUUCUACACGGAUGCCAACACGCGCGCGUACUACAAAAAGUUCGUAGCCACGCUGCUGAACCGCCGCAACACCAUCACGGGGAAGGUCUACAAAGACGAUCCAGCAAUCUUUGGUUGGGAGCUCAUGAACGAGCCCAGGUGCGAGUCGGACCCGUCCGGAAACACGCUUCAGGUGGGUGACGUCAGAAUGAUGACCUACGAUGACCCAGGAUGUCUAACGUCAGUGAACAGCUUCGACUGGGAACCUUCGACUGCGCCGAAAGAGAAGUCCAUCGAGCACUCAGGUCCUUCGAGUACCGCCAGAUAUUUCCUCAACCCAGGCAGCUGGGCCUCCAACACCGGAAGCGACUUCAUGCGGAAUCACAGGGUGGACCAGAUCGACUACCUCUCCAUGCACUUUUACGCCGACCAAUGGAUAGGCGGCACAGUGGACGACAAGUACAACUUUCAGGUCAACUGGGUGCGGGGACACGUAUACGAUGGAAGCGCAACGCGCCUCAACAAGCCAGUCGUUCUGGGCGAGUUCGGCUAUCCCAUCUCCGCGCAGCGGCAGCCUAGCGAGUUCGUGGACCGCAACCGCUUCUUCCAGUCCGUCUACCAGUCGGUGCUGACGUCAGCGCAGACGGGUGGCGCCUUCGGCGGGGCUCUGUACUGGCAGCUCGGCCUCAAUCAAUACCAGACCAGCCCGCCCAACACGUACACGGUCUACAGCCCGUCUGACGUGUCAACCCUGGGCCUCAUCUCCAGCCAGAGCGCGUCUCUCAAGAGCGCCCUUGGGCAGCAGUAG